Messenger RNA from Astyanax mexicanus (Mexican tetra), 2109 nucleotides. RefSeq names its product olfactory receptor 10J4-like. Gene Ontology annotation, cellular component: membrane. Gene Ontology annotation, molecular function: G protein-coupled receptor activity; olfactory receptor activity. Gene Ontology annotation, biological process: G protein-coupled receptor signaling pathway. NCBI's taxonomy places the organism in Eukaryota, Metazoa, Chordata, Actinopteri, Characiformes, Acestrorhamphidae. The record is from RefSeq and is a predicted model, not a curated record. The coding region runs from base 1021 to 2001 and encodes 326 amino acids. The transcript has 3 exons.
CGGUCGCUUGGCUUCGUUUUUUUUUCAGGUAAAAUUAGCAUUAGCUAGCUAUAAUAAAACACAAAAUAAAUAACAUUAUUUUAUCCUUAAAGUUAAAUAUACUACUUAUUUUGUAUUUUAGCUAAUGUUAACAAUUGUUAAACAGUUGUUUCUAGGCAUUAUGCUAUACUAUAAUCUACACCUGGUUAAAAUUAGUAACGUUAGCUAAUGUUAACUAACUAGCUAGCUAGAUAAAUUAACUAAGGUUAGCUAGGUUAACUUGUUUGUAACUUUUAACUAAUUUGUUUGCUAUAAACUAGAAAUAUACUGUUAAUAAUUAGAAAUACACAACAAAUAAAUAAUGCUUAUUUGUUAGCACACUUAUUUUUAGAUUUAUAUUUUAGGUUAGAAAUAGACAAGAAGAGACAAACCUAAUCAGGUUUUUAAAACAUUAUGUUAAAAAUGCCAGCAUGAAUUAAGAAUAUAUAUCGACACCUUCCUUAAAUAAUCCUUUCUAAAAUAAAAUAAAGUUUUUAGGGAACACACACAAAAAAUAAUUUGUAAUGACUAUAAGAAUAAGAAGUAUAAGAAAUGGUUUAAGAGGAUAUUUUAUAAUACAGUCGAGCUGCAGAACCAGACAGAAACAAUCCUAAUAAAGUUUUUAUUUAACUAUUGUGUAAAAAGACAGGAAAUAGUAAACAUUUUGACAUUUUAACAUCCACAUCUGUAGCUAGAACAUUUCUAGCUAUAGCUUUAUGGACUUAGCCUUGCUUUAACACUACAUACCUAUGUUAUGCAAUAUUUAUAGCAUAUAUCCUUCAUUAAUAAGAAGUAAACCUUAUAUUGUACGUAAAAUCUCAUCACUUACCAAGUGGGGAGAAGCGCCGAAUCGUGGACAUCAACUGAAGGAAGUUGAAGCAUGACAUCAUCAGUGAAGAUAAAUGCACCAGUACCUGCAGCACCCAAACAUGCCCAGGCCAGGACACACCACCACCAUUAUUCACAGAUGAGGCAGUAUAGUUUGGACAUUGGGAAGUACACAUGUGCUCCUGUCACCACUGUGAAACAGGUGAAAUGGACAACAUCUCCUCAGCAACUGUGUUUACUCUCACUGCUCUUAAUGGCACAAGCUGGACCAGCAGAUUCAUCAUAUUUGUUUUUGUACUGCCGGCAUUUUUCCUGACUCUUUUUCUCAAUUCAACUUUAGUUCUGAUCAUCGUCCUAGAGAAAUCCCUCCACCAGCCCAUGUACAUUUUCCUGUGUAAUUUAAGUAUUCAUGGAUUAUAUGGAGCCACAGGAUUUUACCCAAAGUUUUUGUUUGAUCUGCUUGUAGAGACCAGUUUGAUUUCUUUACAGGAGUGUAUCAUUCAGAAUUUUGUCAUUUUCACUUAUACCAUGAGUGAGUUUACUAAUCUGACAGUAAUGGCAUUUGAUAGAUAUCUGGCCAUAUGUAGGCCACUAUACUAUCACAGUAUUAUGACCACUGUAAUGGUUUGGAAAUGUGUGGUUUUCAUCUGGAUGUUCCCCUGCUGUGCAGCUUUAAUAACUAUUUUAAUGACACUCCGGUUUCCUCGCUGUGAAACGCAGAUUAACAAACUGGUCUGUGACCACAUGUCUCUGGAGAAACUCGCGUGCUACACUGACACUGCUCAGUUUGUGCUCAACGGACUGUUCACCUGUGUAUUCUGUGCUUUUGUGGGCUUUUUAUUUUUUUCGUAUGUUAAAAUAAUAAUAGUGUGCAAACAAUCUAAACAGACCCAAAAAUUUAAGAGCACAUGUCUACCUCAUCUAAUAGGCUUCUGUAAUUAUAUAGUCUGCACACUUGUUGAUGCUUUUAACACACGUUUCGGGACAUCUUACCUGUCUCAGGCGCUUCAAAACUUCAUGUCAGUCACGUAUUUGGUUAUACCUCCAUUGGCAAAUCCUCUCAUAUAUGGAAUUAUAAUGAGCCCAAUUAGGACCAAGAUUAUCUAUAUUUUCCAAGGAAAUAAAUAUAAAUCAACUAAUAGUGCAGAAAAAUAAUGACAAUGCUGGUAACACUUUACAGUCACAAAUAACAGUACUUACGACAGUACUAAAUAUUGUUAAAUGUUAAGUUAUGCCUCAACUAAUGAAUAACUGACACUAUAG